CAUUUCUCGCACCUGCUGUCAAUUCCUGCGAAGAAAAUGCAGAAAAGUUCUUUUAAGACAACUGCGCUUUCUUCUUUUUGAACAUUUACAGAUGAUAUUACAAGUAUGUCAACCCAUCGGCGAGCACUUUCAUGAUACCCACUUAAUAAUUUAUGUGAAACUGAUAGUUUCUUGUUGUAAACACAUUCAAGUAUUGAAUAACUGCUGAGACCAUUAAGCAUGUUUCAUCUAAUUAAGAAAGACAAGGAAAAGGACUUGGGGAAGAAGGAAAAGAAAGAGAAGAAAGAACGGAUGUCCCCGGCAGAGCUUAAGAGCCUAGAAGAGAUGAGCAUUCGUAGAGGCUUUUUCCACCUUAAUCGAGGGAGCUCUAAGAAGGACCCCCGGAUCAAACUGGAGAUCUCGAGCCCGAUCCCAAUUAAGGUGGCGAGCAACACCGAGCUCUGCCUGACCAGCCUGGAGGCCGAGCAGCUUCCUAUCAAACCGGAGCAAGACGCGGGACAUAUCAGUGCAAGUGUUUCUAGUGAGGAGGUGAAGGAACCUGAACUGGUGCCUCAUCACAGCUCUGUAAAGGAGAGGGCCGCCAAGUUUGGAGAGCUGGCCAAGUUGAAUUCAGCGGUGGGUCAGAGACAAGCAGUGUUUUUCCAGAAAAUCUCAAAUGUUCCCGAGCGAAACUGGAAUGUGCCUAAUUCAAAGUCGUACCGCGAUCCAAAAGGAGUCCUCAUGAUGCCCAUCCCCGAGUUGGUGGAGAAGACCUUCCCAAGUGUGAACCUGCAGUUGCCUCCUCUUGUUGCUCCUCCAAUACCAGAUUCAAGAGAGCUGGAGCUGCAGCGUCGCAACACUGGGGAUUUUGGCUUCUCUUUGCGAAGGACCACCAUGCUAGACAGACAGCCCGAUGGAGGCGUGUGCCGGCGCGUGGUGCACUUCGCCGAGCCAGGGGCCGGGACCAAGGACCGGGCUCUGGGACUGGUGCCAGGAGACAGGCUGGUUGAAAUCAAUGGGAUCAAUGUGGAGAACAAAAGCCGGGAUGAAAUUGUUGAGAUGAUCCGUCAGUCUGGAGAGUCGGUCCGGCUGAGGGUGCAGCCGAUUUUGGAGCUGAGUGAGUUGAGCCGCUGCUGGCUGAGGAACCCUUCAGGCCUGCACAGACAAAUGUUUGACUCCAAGCUCGUCGAGGACCCUGUGGCCAUCCUUCAGGCUGCACACUCAGCUGCGUCUAAGGGAAAGACUGACGAGCAGAUAGCAGCAGAAAGAGUCUGGUACAACACUGAAAAAGUAUGGCUCGUCCACAAGGAUGGUUUUUCCUUGGCAACUCUCCUGAAGACAGAGACAGGCAGUCUGCCAGAGGGGAAGGUGAAAAUCCGCCUGGAGAGUGAUGGAUCUUUAUUGGAUGUGGAUGAAGAUGAUGUAGAGAAGGCAAACCCUCCAGUGUUUGACCGAGUGGAGGACCUGGCCUCGCUGCAGUACUUGAACGAGUCGAGCGUGAUGCACUCUCUUCGGCAGCGCUAUGGCAGCAACCUGGUGCACACCCAUGCUGGACCAAACAUGGUGGUCCUCAACCCCAUCAGCGCCCCUUCGAUGUAUUCUGAGAAGGUGAUGCAAAUGUUCAAGGGCUGCAGAAGGGAGGACACGGCCCCUCAUAUUUACAGCAUGGCACAAGCUGCCUACAGGAACCUGCUCACCACUCGCCAGGAUCAGUCUAUUGUCUUGCUGGGCAAGAGUGGGAGCGGCAAGACGACCAACUGUCAACACAUCAUCCAGUAUCUUGUUACCGUCGCUGGGAGCACCAACAAAUCCUUCUCCACGGAAAAAUGGCAGGCUGUCUAUUCUGUUUUGGAGGCUUUUGGGAACGCUUCCACCUGCAUGAAUGGAAAUGCUAGUCGUUUCUCCCAUAUUGUUUCUUUGGACUUCGACCAGGCCGGCCUGGUGACGUCAGCUUCUAUCCAGACCAUGCUUCUGGAGAAAACCAGGGUUACAAGAAGACCAGAGGGAGAGUCCACUUUUAAUGUCUUUUACUACCUGAUGGCUGGAGUGGACAGCUCUCUGAGGACUGAGCUGCACCUCAACCACUUUGCAGAAAACAAUGCGUUUGCCAUCAUGCCACAGAAUAAGGCGGAGGAUAAGCAGCGGGCCUCUCAGCAGUUUUCCAAGCUGCAAGCAGCCAUGAAGGUUUUGGGGAUCAGUGCUGAUGAGCAGAGAGCCUUCUGGCUCGUUCUCGGGGCCAUCUACCAUCUUGGGGCUGCAGGAGCAACCAAGGCUGGCAGGAAACAAUUUGCACGUCAUGAGUGGGCCCAAAAGGCAGCCUACCUGCUGGGUUGCACCCUGGAGGAGCUCUCCUCCUCCAUCUUCAAGCACCAGGCCAAGGGCACCCUGCCCAGAGCCAGCACCAUCCGCCAGGCUUCUGACGAAAACGGCGCAGCAGAUGCAGCAUCCAAAUCUACAGCCAUGGAGUGUUUAGAGGCCAUGGCAUCUGGGCUUUAUUCAGAACUCUUCACUAUCCUCAUUUCUUUAAUAAACCGGGCCUUGAAGUCCAGCCAGCACUCCCUCUGCUCUCUGCUCAUUGUGGACACGCCGGGCUUCCAGAACCCCAGGCUGGCCAAGCGUGAGUGCGGCGCAACCUUUGAAGACUUGUGUCACAACUACACCCAGGAACGGCUGCAGACCCUCUUCUACCAGCGCACCUUUGUUCAGGAGUUGGAGAGAUACAAAGAGGAGAACAUUGAGCUUUCCUUAGAUGACACAGAGCCCAGCACAUCCUUGUCUGUGGCCGUGGUUGAUCAAGCCUCAAGCCAAGCACUGGUUCGGACGGUUCGAACAGAUGAGGCACGGGGCCUGUUGUGGCUGAUGGAGGAGGAGGCGCUGCACCCCGGGGGAUCAGAGGAAACUCUUCUCGGGCGUUUAUUUAGCUACUAUGGACCUGCUGAGGGCGAGAGCAAAGGUCACACUUUCCUCUUAAAGAGUGAAAAGGAAAACCAUUUCCUGCUGGGCCACAGUCAUGGCACCGACUGGGUGGAGUAUGACGUGCGGGGGUGGCUGAACCACGCCAAGCAGAACCCCGCUUCUACCAAUGCUGCCAGCCUAUUGCAAGACUCCCAAAAAAAGGUCAUCAGCUCGUUGCUCAUGAGCCGAGCAGGAGGAGCCACUGUACUGUCUGGAUCAAUCGCGGGCCUUGAGGGUGUUUCCCAGCUGUCUCUGCGGCGGGCUACGAGCAUGAGGAAGACUUUCACCACAGGGGUGGCGGCUAUGAAGAAAAAGUCAUCUUGCAUCCAGAUAAAGCUUCAAGUGGAUGCUCUCCUUGACAUGGUGCGGAGGUCCAGGAUUCAAUUUGUUCACUGCAUAUUGCCCAAGGCAGAUGCCCUCAAGGCUCUGAGUGGAUCCCUGUUCAAAGGCGGUGAGAGUGAGGCUCAGGGAGAGAGUGGAGAUCCGGGUUUAAUGCAGCUGGAUGUAGCCCUGCUCCGUGCACAGAUGCGUGGAUCCAAGCUGCUCGAUGCUCUCCGGAUCUACCGGCAAGGUUACCCCGAUCACAUGGUGUUCUCGGAGUUUCGACGGCGUUUCGACGUGCUGGCGCCGCACCUCACCAAGAAACACGGGAGGAAUUACAUAGUGAAGGACGAGAAGAGAGCUGUGGAGGAGCUACUGGAGUCCCUGGAUUUGGAGAAGAGCAGCUACCACAUGGGUCUGAGUCGGUUGUUCUUCAGAGCUGGCACCUUGGCGAAGCUGGAGGAACAGAGGGAUGAGCAGACCAAGCGCAAUCUGACCCUGUUCCAGGCGGCCUGUAGAGGCUUCCUGGCACGACAGGCCUUCAAGAAGCGAAAGAUUCAGGAUCUAGCCAUCCGGUGCCUCCAGAAAAACAUCAAAAAGAACCGCGGCGUGAAGGACUGGCCAUGGUGGAGGCUCUUUACCACAGUACAGCCCCUCAUAAAGGUCCAGCUCAGCGAGGAACAGAUGCGCAGCAAAGAUGAGGAGAUACAGCAGCAGAAGCAGAAGCUGGAGAAGGUUGAGAAAGAGCGAAAUGAGCUGAGGCUCAACACGGAUCGAUUGGAGAGCAGGAUUGCAGAUUUGCUGGUGGAGCUCACUGAUGAGAGGAGCACCAGCGAGUCGGCAUCUCAGCUACUGGAGACAGAGACUUCAGAGAGACUCCGCCUGGAGAGGGACUUGAAGGAUCUACAGGUGAAGUUUGAUGCCAUGAAGAAACAGCUGGAAUCACAGGAGAUGGAGGUGAUGGAAGCGCGGCUCAUGAAAACAUCAGAGCUCAACGGAGAGCUGGAGGAUGACGACGAUAGUGGAGGCGAGUGGCGGAUAAAGUACAACCGAGCCAUUCGUGAAAUGGACUUCACUAAAAAGAAACUGCAGCAGGAGUUUGAUGACAAGCUGGAGACGGAGCAGCAGAGCAAAAGACACACUGAGAGAAAGCUGGCCGAUUUGCAGACAGAUAAUGAGGAUCUGCAGCGCUCCGUGCAGCAGCUGAAGAAGAAGUGUCAGAAGCUGACUGCGGAGCUGCAGGACACCAAGCUUCACCUAGAGGGCCUGCACAGCCGCAACCACGAUUUGGAGAAGAAACAGAGGAAAUUUGACCUGGAGCAGAACCAGGCUCAGGCUGAGGUACAGAGAGAAAAGAGCCAAAGGGAGAAGUUGGCUCGAGAGAAAGACAUAAUGACUGGCGAGAUGUUUAACCUCCGCCAGCAGCUGCAGGACAAGGACAGCGAGCUGUGCGCCGCGAAUGCAAAGGUGCAGCAGCUGGAGGCCGAGCUGCAGGAUCUGUCCUCCCAGGAGUCCAAAGAUGAGGCCUCGCUGGCCAAGGUCAAGAAGCAGCUGCGUGACCUCGAGGCCAAGGUGAAGGACCAGGAAGAGGAGCUGGACGAACAGGCUGGAUCCAUCCAGAUGCUUGAGCAGGCUAAGCUGCGGCUUGAGAUGGAGAUGGAGAGGCAGCGGCAGACCCACUCUAAAGAGAUUGAAAGCAAAGAAGAGGAAGUAGAUGAGAUCAGGCGCUCCUGUAGUAAGAAGCUGAAGCAGAUGGAGGUACAGCUGGAGGAGGAAUAUGAAGACAAGCAGAAAGUGUUGCGUGAGAGGCGAGAGCUGGAGUCCAAACUGCUGAAUGCCCAGGACCAGGUGAGCCAGAGGGACGUGGAGACGGAGAAGAGGCUGAAGAAAGACUUGAAGAGAACAAAAGUCCUUCUGGCGGAUGCUCAGAUCAUGCUGGACCAUCUGAAGAGCAACGCCCCCAGCAAGAGGGAGCUCGCCCAGCUCAAAAAUCAACUGGAGGAGUCAGAGUUUACCUGCGCAGCAGCUGUGAAGGCCCGAAAGAGCAUGGAGAUCGAAAUCGAGGACUUGCACAUUCAGAUGGAGGACGUGGUCAAAACGAAGAUUUCGUUGGAAGAGCAGCUCAGCCGUCUGCAGAGGGAGAAGAAUGACUUGCAGUCGCGCAUGGAGGAGGACCAGGAGGACAUGAACGAGCUGAUGAAGAAACACAAGGCUGCGGUUGCCCAGUCUGCCAGAGAUUUGAGCCAGAUCAGUGACCUGCAGGCGCAGCUGGAAGAGGCCACAAAGGAGAAGCAGGAGAUCCAAGAAAAGCUGCAUUCCCUGCAGAGCCAACUGGAGUUCCAGGAGCAGUCUAUGGUGGAGAAGUCUCUCGUGAGCCGUCAGGAGGCCAAGAUCCGUGAGCUGGAGACCAAGCUGGAGUACGAGCGAACGCAGAUCAAGCGCAUGGAGAGUCUGGUGGGCCGCCUCAAGGAGAAUCUCGAAAAGAUGACAGAGGAGAGAAACCAACGCAUCGCUGCAGAAAACAGGGAGAAGGACCAGAAUAAACGCAUGCAGCGACAGAUAAGAGACAUGAAAGAAGAAAUGGCAGAGCUGUCCAAAAAGGAGUCGGAGGCAAGCCGCAAGAAGCACGAGCUGGAAAUGGACAUCGAGAGCUUAGAGGCGGCAAAUCAGAGCUUACAAGUGGACCUUAAGCUGGCCUUCAAGAGGAUAGGCGACCUGCAGGCUGCCAUCGAGGACGAGAUGGAGAGCGAUGACAAUGACGACUUAAUCAACAGUUUGCAAGACAUGGUGACAAAAUAUCAGAAAAGAAAGAACAAAACUGGGGACGACACAGAAACGGACUCGGAGGUCGAGGACCGUGUGGAUGGAGUCAAGUCGUGGCUCUCGAAGAACAAAGGCUCCACCAAGACCCUGUCAGACGAGGGAAGUCUGAAGAGCACCAGCCCUCCUGUGUACCGGAGACACCUGAGUCUUGGCAGAUCUGAUGAAGAGGAUGAGGCGGACAGAGACUCCAGCCGGCAGCCGCUGAAGCAGAGCAGCAGCGAAGGUUUAUUAGCAGAAAGCUUGUCGUAACCCACAGCCCGGCAACCUUGUUCUCGUGGUGACACCAAUCACACAGGAGGGACACACACACCUCUCUCUACAGAAAUUUAUUACAACUUUCCUGCAAGCAAGGACAGACCCUGAGCUGGAAAAAGAGAGAGAGAGACGGUUUUCUGGAAGUUGAGCGGGACAUUUCAUCAUACCUUCCUUAUGGCACAGUCGCCGACAUCCCAAAUUUUGAGUUUGCUUCUAUAAAUUAAAUUCUGGCUUUCAAGUUUUGGGUUGACUCGACAUAUGGAAUAAGUGAGCCUCAAAGAGCAGGGACACUGAGCACUAUCAAAAGAACUUUCUGCCACUACUUUAUUUCUAAGAGCUGCUUUUCAGGCAAAUUUAAGCACUCCCCUGCACUCUUCCUGACUCCGAUAGCUCAGCCAAGAGGAUUUAGAUAAGCCUGCUCUGGCUGGACGUCUUCUUGAAGGUCCGACCAACUAUUAAGAUUAUUCUUAUCUUUUCCCCAUUAACAUGGACUAGCGCCCUGGGAGGAAUUAACCCAUUUUAAUUAAUUAUCUCACUGUAAGUUUACAUGUGGCUCUUGUUCCAAAUAGAGAUAUCCAUCGUUCGAACAAAGCGAUUCUAGGUCGUGAUUGUGGACAUGAAAGUAAAAUCAUGUUUGAAAAUACAUUUCUGUUUGAUCCAAGCUGUCAGAUGGUUCAGAGAAGUCCUCUUUAUAUGCUUAAAAUCUGAAUAUAGAUUCUGAAAUGAAAAUAUAUUAGCUGAUAAAAAUGUGUAAUUUAAGACUUUAUGUGUAAAUUAAGAUUAAGAUUUUUCCAAACAUAGCGUAGCGUUUCAUCUAGAUAAAGUCCAUGUGGGAUUGUUGUUUUAUCUUCGAGUGAAGUGCGUGCUCGAAGCGUCUGUGGUACUUGUGAUUGUUCAAAGGGAAUGCAUUUGAUUGCCGCUGAAAACAAGCUGUCCAUAGAGCUGCUAGAGCUUUCAAAUGCUGACGAACUGCAGUCCCUAUAGAGGCUUUAUCUAGCAGCAUCGUCAUCUCAGUAUCGUCUGGAUUUGAAUAUAUAUUACGAAUUGUAUUGUGAUGUUGUAAUUGUAAAUUUGAAUACUUUGUUAAAGUGUGCAAAGUGCAGAUUCUCCUUGAAUGAAGGGAUUUUUGGCCAUAUUGGUUCAAGCAGUAAUCUAAUGCAUUUUGUCAGUACAUUAUGGUCUUGAUAUUCCAAGGUGCCAAAUCUAAAGAGAUGGGAAUUAAACCAGCAGCAUCCCUCAACUUACAGUAGUGUGCAGUACAAUUCUCCAUGACUGGGGGGAGCACGGGUGGAGGUGGAGUCAUGAAGCAUUGGUGGUGGCAGCACUAUAUAUUAUAAAAUCACAUGUAAUAUUAAUUGAAUCUAAUAGAAUGAAGUAAAAUGGAGACAAAUUUGUUUUCUUCUUCAAUCAUGUUUUGCUUGGGAUGGCCUCUGAAUCAUCUUCUUCAAAUAUCCUCUAAAAAAAAAAAAAGAAAACUGUAAAACAAAUGAAGUGUAACUGUUUUAGUUGCAGACCAUAAAUACUGUAAAAACAUCUGAGUCGCAUGAGUAGUGUUUGACUUUUUAUUGUAUUUGAAUCCAAACAGCUGUUAACAAGAAUAUCCUGUUAUGUCAAAAGAAGAAAGAAAGAAAAGACCAGAGGUCCAGCGCUGAACCAGAAAUUACAACUUGGCCUGAGACGAAGAAUGUCUGGAGAGAGAGGGGUGGGGGGCACCAUGUGGUUCAAGCUUUGUCGGGCUCCUCCCACACUUUGAGAAGCCCUGAUCUAAGAAGAUUCGGAUGUUGACUGUGAUUGGCUUUUUAAUGAGAAGCAUAAUGCAGAUUGGAUUUUUAAUUACUUAGCUUUGCAGAGAAACACCGAUGUCAAAAUGUUAAAACUUGAGCUGUGUAACUGAAGCGUGAAGCCAAGGUUCUGGCAGCAUUUUCAUUAUGUGACCCUCGUUUAUUUUUACUAAAUUAGUCACACCACCAGCAUACUGUUGGUCCAAAAAAAAAAAAAAAAAUAGGCAGAAAUACUUUUAAAAUGAAGUCGAUGAUUAAUAUUUGUAUGUUUCAGA
Molecule: messenger RNA, 8389 nt
Organism: Salarias fasciatus (jewelled blenny)
Lineage: Eukaryota; Metazoa; Chordata; Actinopteri; Blenniiformes; Blenniidae
Product: unconventional myosin-XVIIIa-like
Exons: 42
Coding region: 220-6327 (2035 amino acids)
Biological process (GO): actomyosin structure organization
Cellular component (GO): myosin II complex; cytoplasm; myosin filament
Molecular function (GO): actin filament binding; ATP binding; cytoskeletal motor activity
Source: RefSeq, a predicted model, not a curated record